AUUGAAUGGUAUCAUAUCAUAUCUUCAAUUAGCUAAAAAAAAUAAACACGUUCACGACACGCUCAGAGGAAGAUCAUGGCAGAAUCACUCAAUUUUACAGGGAGAUGGUCUCUCAAGGGAAUGACUGCUGUGGUUACUGGAGGCACCCGAGGCAUUGGGCAUGCUAUAGUAGAGGAACUAGCAGGAUUUGGAGUGACAGUGCACACAUGUUCACGAAACCAAGAGGAGCUUGACCAAUGUUUACGAGAAUUGAAAAAUAAAGGUUUCGAUGUAACUGGGUCUAUAUGCGACCUGUUUCAUCGAGACCAAAGGGAGAAACUCAUGGAGACUGUCUCCUCCAUCUUUCAUGGAAAGCUCAAUAUUCUUGUGAACAACGCUGCAAAAGGUAUGAUCAAAGAUGCUGUAGAUUAUACUCCUGAAGACAUCUCGAGCAUUAUGAGCACCAAUUUUGAAUCUGUUUUUCAUCUAUGUCAACUUGCAUACCCACUGUUUAAGGCAUCUGGGUAUGGAAGUAUCGUGAAUAUUGCAUCCAAUUCUUGCGUGGUAGCUAUCCCUUCUCUUUCUGUCUAUGAAGCCUCUAAAGGUGCAGUGAGUCAAAUCACAAAGAACUUGGCAUGUGAGUGGGCUAAGGACAACAUUCGAGUUAAUGCAGUUUCACCAGGGCUAAUCAGAACUUCUCUCUAUGAAUAUGGAAAGCAGGAAUUUCGCGAAGUUGCAGGGUUUUUAAAUAGAUAUAUAACUCAAACUCCUAUUUCUCGGCCCGGAGAGCCUUAUGAGAUUUCAUCAAUGGUGGCAUUCCUAUGCUUCCCUACUGCUUCAUUUAUCACCGGCCAGAUUAUUGUUGUUGAUGGAGGAUUCACCAUCAAUGGUUUCUGCCUCCCAAACAAUAGCUGAACCUGUAAUUUCUUUUCUAGUCAACAACUACAAACAUAAAUAAGGUUUCAUCAGGUCCAGAUAUCGGACUAAAGAAAAUCCAAGAUUUUCCUGUUUCUGUUGUUAACUUCAUUGUUGUAAUAACCAAAAAUCCAUGACGGAUGUUACAUUUGUGAACCCAAAUAAAAAAAAUUCUUUACCAAUGAAAUUUUCUGUUUGGUUUCC
Molecule: messenger RNA, 1098 nt
Organism: Hevea brasiliensis (rubber tree)
Lineage: Eukaryota; Viridiplantae; Streptophyta; Magnoliopsida; Malpighiales; Euphorbiaceae
Product: noroxomaritidine/norcraugsodine reductase-like
Exons: 5
Coding region: 76-894 (272 amino acids)
Molecular function (GO): oxidoreductase activity
Source: RefSeq, a predicted model, not a curated record